Neltuma alba is the source of this 420-nucleotide messenger RNA. RefSeq names its product copper transporter 2-like. The coding region runs from base 1 to 420 and encodes 139 amino acids. Gene Ontology annotation, cellular component: plasma membrane. Gene Ontology annotation, molecular function: copper ion transmembrane transporter activity. The record is from RefSeq and is a predicted model, not a curated record. Gene Ontology annotation, biological process: copper ion transmembrane transport. The transcript has a single exon. NCBI's taxonomy places the organism in Eukaryota, Viridiplantae, Streptophyta, Magnoliopsida, Fabales, Fabaceae.
AUGGAUCCCAUGCCAAUGGCGAAUGAGUCCGCCAUGAAGAUGAAGAUGAGCUUCUACUGGGGCAAAGAUGCCAUAGUCCUCUUCUCUAACUGGCCCAACCACAGUCUUGGAAUGUAUAUUUUGGCUAUCUUCUUCGUCUUCGUUCUGGCCAUUCUCUCUGAACUUGUUUCCAAUCAGCCUGCCCUUAAACGUGGGACUAACCCUCUCCUUGCAGGCUUAUAUAAGGCUGUUUUCCAUUUGUUUCAUAUCAGCUUCUCUUAUUUGGUGAUGCUGGCUGUUAUGUCCUUCAACCUCGGCAUUUUCAUAGCUGCUGUCGCUGGCCACACCUUGGGAUUCUUUAUCUCCAAGUAUUAUCGACAUAUUGACCAGGCCAACACAGAUGAUCGCAACGGGUCCUCCCAUAUUAAUCACAAGGUUUAA